Danio rerio (zebrafish) is the source of this 3956-nucleotide messenger RNA. Lineage: Eukaryota; Metazoa; Chordata; Actinopteri; Cypriniformes; Danionidae. The record is from RefSeq and is a predicted model, not a curated record.
ACAUAAUUGAUUAAUUUAGGAGUUUAUUGUUUGUUGUGUUGUCAUCCACAUUAGGAGGAAGAGGAGAGAAGCGGAAAGCAGAUGAUGCUUUUCAGAGUGUUUCUGAUGGAGUCAAACCAUCUGCUCUGCGGAAACGCAUCAAAGUUUCAGAGCUGGAGAACACAAGAGAAGACGCCGACACAGAGACGUCCAGCUCAGGAGGAAGAGGAGUGAAGCGGAAAGCGGAUGAUGAUUUGCAGAGUGUUUCUGACAGAGUCAAACCAUACGCUCUGCGGAAACGCAUCAAAGCUGCAAAGAUGGAGAACAUAAGUGACACAGAGACGACCAGCUAUGAGAAGAAAACCAGCUCAGGAGGAAGAGGAGUGAAGCGGAAAGCAGAUGAUGCUUUUCAGAGUGUUUCUGAUGGAGUCAAACCAUCUGCUCUGCGGAAACGCAUCAAAGUUUCAGAGCUGGAGAACACAAGAGAACACGCCGACACAGAGACGUCCAGCUCAGGAGGAAGAGGAGUGAAGCGGAAAGCAGAUGAUGAUUUGCAGAGUGUUUCUGACAGAGUCAAACCAUACGCUCUGCGGAAACGCAUCAAAGCUGCAGAGACGUCCAGCGAUGAGAACAGCCGCUCAGAAGUUCCAAGAGGACAGAAGAGAAAGGCUGGAUGUCUAGAUCAGGACAGCAGAAGUCUGGACACAGUUGCUGCCAAACGAGUGAAAACAGCAGCAGAAGACAGCAGCUCAGGAGGAAGAGGAGAGAAGCGGAAAGCGGAUGAUGAUUUUCAGAGUGAUUCUGAUGGAGGCAAACCAUCUGCCCAUCGGAAACGCAUCAAAGUUUCAGGGAUGACGCCGAUCACAAGAGAAGACGCCGACACAGAGACGUCCAGCUCAGCUCCAAGAGGACAGAAGAGAAAGGCUGGAUGUCUAGAUCAGGACAGCAGAAAUGAGGACACAGUGGCUGCCAAACAAACGAAAGCAACACAGACCGAAUAUUGCGGCUGCAGCGGUUGGAAAAAUGCAAAAGAAUACAGCAGCUCAGGGUCUAUACUUGACAAAUAUGUGCUUGGAGAGAAGCUGGGACAGGGAUACGGUGGCAUUGUCUAUCUGGCUACACGGAAAUCUGACGGCCAGAAGGUUGCCAUAAAGGUUGUGAAUAAGAAGUAUUACGGAGUGUUGUGCCACGUGGCUGGAUAUAAUACGCACGUGAUCCCGGAAGCACGUAAUAUGAUGGUCCUCAAGAGACCUCCGCUCUGCCCGCACAUCAUAGAGCUCUACGAGUACGCCAUGGAAGGAAGGAAUAACUACCUGGUCAUGGAGUACGCGUCCUCGUACAUAACCUUGGCUAAACUCUUGAAGAAGAACAAUGGCCGCCUGGGUGAAAGUGUUGCGCGGCAGCUGAUCAUGCAGCUCAUUAUUGCAACACAGCGCUGCCUUGAGCAUGGCAUACAUCAUUGGUCCGUACAUAAUGAAAACAUCCUGGUCAAUCCAAAGACCCUGCAGCUCAAGCUGAUUGAUUUUGGCCAGAGCUACUGUGUUCAAAAAGGCUACUGGAGAUCCCCCUAUCUUGGAGUGACAAGAUACCGUCAACAGGAGAGGGAACCCUACAGAGCCACUCUUUAUGCUGUUGAAUCAUAUGUCACGGAUGUUAGACGACUGCUGUCCUAUAUGGUCAGUGGAUAUCCCUGUUUCUCCAAAUAUGGACGUCCACGAUUUCACCCCAGUUUGUCAGCAGAAUGCAAGGAUCUGCUUUGGUGGGUAAUCAGAUUCCACCCUCGAACAGGACCUGUUUUAGAGGAGAUUAUAGAGCACAAGUGGUUCAGCAUGACGUAGAGCCCAUCAGCAGCAGGAAACAGGUUUUCAUACUUCCAUUUACGUCAAAUUGUUUUGCUGUUUUUUGCUUCUGCUUCCCAAAUUCUGCACUUCCUCCUGCGAGUGUUGCAGUCAGAGCUGCAUGUAAAUGAGGGCCGGUUAAAGCGUCCCUAUUGGUCCACCAGCUCUAGACCGACUGCUCUUCCUUUAGCUGAUCAGGUGAGGAAGGAAGCUGAUGUCAGUCUAAUGGCGGCCGAUGCGCACAGGCGACGCCGGAGAUUGAGUGUUAGCGCUAAUCCUCAGCUGGGGUAGAAUCUGUCUGCGGUAGGACAGCAUUAAUCGUUUGAAAUAACUAAAGGAAAGCAGGUUCAUUCACGUUUAGACAGGACGUAGUGUUUUAUACGAACUGGGUUAGCACCGACUGUAGAGUAAAUAGUCAUAUUAAGGGAAAUAAUCACAGAUUAAUAAAUGAAACUGCUGGAAAGGGGGAUUUAUUAGCAUACGGGUGUGCUUUAUUUCUAUAGCUGUAGGAUUAAUAGUAAAAGGUAAAGUCUGUAUAUUAUUACUGUAGUGCAUCAAUACUUUUGUAAAGACAGAAAGCCUAGUUUAGACAGUCGUCGUAGCUCUAACGGGACUUUAGGCAGGUUUAAGUGAGAUAAGCGCAUAUAACAGGGGCGUCGUGGGCCGGUUUUGAAGGCUUUUUCUCUUUAACAGAGAUAGGAUAGGGGGGUGUAGAUGGCGCUGACGGGGCAGGAUUAUAUGGGCGAAUAAGCUAGAUAUAAGAGCCUCCUGCCACAGACAUAUUUUACCCCAGCUGUGGAUUUCUCAGAUCUGAUGAUGACUAUUUCCAGUGCUGGUGCUCAAACCUUUCUGCUUUCUUCUUCUUCUCACUUGUUCUACAAGCGAGCGCUGGAUGUCUGGGAAUUAGCUUUAACAUAAACGUUUUAAAAGUAGAUCAAGUAGUUUAAUACAGGGUUUGGUAAAUAACAGCAUUUUAGUCAACACUGGGGGAUUUAGAUAGUGUUUAUGGACACAAAUGUAUUUUAGAGUAUGACUUUGUAAUAUGUUUUAUUGAUAUUAUUAAGCUUAUUGAUAAUGUUGUGGAAAUCCUGUGCUUGUUUGUAGAAAUUCAUUGGUCCUCAUUGAUGAAACGUUUGUAAAUAUUGGUGUAAGUUAGUCAUAGUUAAAGGUUUGAUAGUUAAUUGUGUUUGUUAAUAAAUCAGUCAGGAUUAGGGUUUAGGGUUAGACAUAUAGAAAAUAGAGGAAUAAUAAUCUUUCAGUAAUGAGGCCAAAUCUCACCUCUUUCUUUUUCUGCUUUCCCAUUUCCUCUAAACAUUUGAUCUAUUUUUUAGGGUUAGGGUGUUUGUUAGAGUUAGGAUAGGGUUAGGGUGUUUGUUAGGGUUAGGAUAUGGUAAGGGUGUUUGUUAGAGUUAGGAUAGGGUAAGGGUGUUUGUUAGGGUUAGGAUAGGGUAAGGGUGUUUGUUAGGGUUAGGAUAUGGUUAGGGUGUUUGUUAGAGUUAGGAUAGGGUUAGAGUGUUUGUUAGGGUUAGGAUAGGGUUAGGGUGUUUGUUAGAGUUAGGAUAUGGUAAGGGUGUUUGUUAGGGUUAGGAUAGGGUAAGGUCUUUGUUUUUAGGGUUGUUUUAAACAACAUUGAUUCAUUGUUUUGCUUUAUGUUUGGUUUAUUUAGUUUCUGUCUUUCUUCUUCUCCAUCACUGUUCUGUGAGCACUGCACAGAUUGUUAUUUAAGAGCGAUUGGUAAUUAUUAUACACUUCUCUGUCCUCGCCUGUGCACACCGGCCGUCAUUAGAGUGACGUCAGUUUCCCUCCUCGCCUGAUUGGCUGGAGGAGGAGCUGUCAAUCUAGAGCUUAUGGGCCAAUGGGGAUGCUUUAGCCGGCCCUUAUUUGCAUGCAGCUCUGAAUGCGACACUCGCAGGAGGAAGUGCACAAUGUGGGAAGCAGAAGCGGAAAACAACAUCAUGUCAGAAAACAAUGGAAGUAUGAAUUCCUGAUGAUUUGAUUUUGUCACUGACCACAUGUGUGCUGCUCUUCCUAUGAUUUCUGUGAAAUUGAGACUAUGAACCCUAUGGAGUGUGUUGAAGCUGUUUUCUGUUGAUCAAACUGUAAACUUUUGUCUUCAAUAAACUGUAUCUCUGACUCCUG